This is a messenger RNA of Arabidopsis arenosa, 1016 nucleotides long. The record is from the annotation of a GenBank genome assembly. NCBI's taxonomy places the organism in Eukaryota, Viridiplantae, Streptophyta, Magnoliopsida, Brassicales, Brassicaceae.
GGCUCAUCAUUUGAUACAGUUAUGAAGUUUCUCGUCGAGAUUAUGAAUGGCUCAUCAUUCGAGAUUGAAAUGGAUUACAAGGAUACACUGUUAGAGGUUAAACAAAAGAUCGAGAGGUCUCAACAUAUUCCUGUUUCGAAACAAACCCUUGUCGUCGAUGGCAUUGUUAUUCUUCGAGAGGAUCUUAAUGUCGAACAAUGCCAGAUCGCCCACAAUUCUCAUAUCCAACUCGACAACUCAUGGGAUCAAAUUAUGGAUGUGUACUUCGAAACUCAGAAGGGCACAAAGUUUUGCAUUGAAUUAGGUUACUGGGACACAGUGUUGGAGAUCAAAAAGAAGAUCGAGAAGUAUCAACGUAUCUCUGUUCCCAGACAAACCCUUUUCUUCCGAGGCAAGGUUCUUGAAGACGAUCUAGUUAUCGAACAAUGCAAGAUUCUCCAAAACUCUCAAAUCCUAUUCUUCGUCUCUCCGGACCCUAAUGACAGCAACGAUCAAGUUCUUCAAACGGAGGAGCAACCUCCUAUACCGUCGUCAAACUCAAUCGGAGAUCUCAUUUACGGUGAGGAUUUGCCUUUGACAACUGAAGUUGUCUUGAAAAUUCGACCUUUUUGCCCUGUUGAAACCGAUGAAAUCACUUACGUUCAAGAUUCGCCGGUGAGAAACAACGAUCAAGCUCCACCGUCAGACGCAGCAAAACAGAUCAUCAACGGUCAUCAAGAUUCGACUGUGAAGGCUCAUCAAGAACUUCAAACCAAGCAAUCUCCACCGUCAGACUCGUUUAGAGAUCACUAACAUUCAAGAUUCGUCUGUGAAGGUGAGCAAAAACAUGAAGAAGAUAGUAGUAACAAUACUGGUGAUGCCGUAUUCCGCUGAGAUUAGUCUUUCUUGAAGCUUUUAUUAGUCUUUUCUUAAUAGUUUUUUGUCUUUCUUGAAGUUUCUUGCUUUGUUCCAAGUUUUCUUUCGGUUUCUGUAUAUAUUCUAAGACAUGUAAUUACCAAUAAAGAUUUGUUAGCUGG